Messenger RNA from Solenopsis invicta (red fire ant), 4397 nucleotides. RefSeq lists its product as uncharacterized. NCBI's taxonomy places the organism in Eukaryota, Metazoa, Arthropoda, Insecta, Hymenoptera, Formicidae. The record is from RefSeq and is a predicted model, not a curated record. The transcript has 4 exons. The coding region runs from base 212 to 3493 and encodes 1093 amino acids. Gene Ontology annotation, molecular function: protein binding.
AUAACUAAAAGAUCGCAGCGACACACUGCUUAAAUGACUGACGUUCGUGUAUAUUUUAUUUGUAUACAUUUUUUAAUCGCAAAGAAAACCGCAGCAUGACGUCUCUUUGAGAGCGAUCGUGGCGAUUGUAUAUGUGAACGAAAAUUGACAUCGCAUUCAGAAAAGUUUACGUGCGUUUAAAAAACUACACAUCUCCAGGAUAUUAACGACAAUGUCAGCGGUAUAUCCGACUUUACCGAAACUGGCGGUGAGAGACAGCCUCGACGACGAUGAUCUCACUGACAUCGAUGACGAGGUGUUCAUCAGGGAUGGGAGAAACGGUGGCUUAAAAUUGGACGAUGACGGCGGGGUGAAGCAGCCCCUCAUGGCGCCUCGCAGAAAAUGCAGAAAGUCCUGCAAUCUGGAGAACAAUAAGAUCCCAUACAAUAUGCUCCUUGUGCCGGUGUGCUGUGGAACUACAGCGCUGAUCAUACUGUUAGGCUUAAUCGUAGUUUGUAUAUUUACCGCAAACAUAUUCCCAAUGCCGUUGACAAUAUUGAAGAGCUGGAUGACACCCGAAUUAAAAAAUUCUGCAAAUGAAUCGGAGAUAAUUCCAUGUACCUCGCUCUCGUCUAAAGUUUUAUGGAUUAAAUCGCUGCCAAAUUUAACACCUGAGACACCACUCAGGAGCAAUGAUGUUAACUCUGAUGGAAUUGAAGAUAUUAUUGUGGGAUUUAGCACAGGUAUGGAGACGGCAAAGAUCUGUACUAUAUAUUUGGGAAAUCAAACGCCAUGUCUAGGCGGUGUACUAGCGCUGAAUGGUAAAACUGGUGAAAUUAUCUGGACACAUUGGACUGCCAAUUCAAUACUUUCCGUCGACUGUGGCGCAGACUUAACGGAUGACAAAAUCAAGGAUUGCAUAAUAUCUGGACGCGGUGAGAUCCUGCAAGCUAUUGACGGCCAUGAUGGCUCCAAAAUAUGGGAGAUGCCACUUUUCCAUGUUGAUUCUUCAGAACAGCAAACAAUCUUGGACAUCUAUGAUGCUAGAUUUAUAGCUGAUAUGGAUAGCGAUGGUAUUGGCGAUGUGAUAGCGUCGCAUGUCGUACAAUCGGACAAUAUUCAAGCGAGCAGUAUAUUUGUGAUAUCGGGUAAAAACGGCCAUGUUAUACGGAAUAUUAAUUUACCAUAUACGGAGCAGCUGUUCACAGCACCGCAAAUUAUAGUGCAUCCUGAUGGAGAAAACAUAUUUGUUCUGGCUACAACUAGCCAGCAAGAUGACGGAGGAUUAUAUAUAGUAUCUCAAGCUAAUAUAUUUUACGGCGAUGGUUUGCAAUUGCGAAAGCUCAAUCACAACACUGGCAAAAAUGCGCUGUUGCCACCGAUUCUAAUCGAUAUUACGUCAGAUGGAAUUGAGGAUAUUGUCGCCGCUAUGUUCAAUUCUACGAUUAUGGCGUACAAUGGAUCCACGUUUGAACCUAUCUGGAAUUACACAGUUCCCAAUUCUGAAGUAAUUAGCAUUCCCAUUCCUGGUUAUUACAAUGACGACGAUGUACCGGACUUUAUGGUAAAGCAUCAGAUAGGUAACGGUUUGUCUACAUACUAUUAUACUGUGGCCACAGUCAUAGAUGGUCGUAACGGACAGCCUUUGCUCGAGAAACCGAUGGAAGACAGUUUGAGUGGACAAAUGUCCGGACUGUCAGUCACCGUCGAUGGAUUCGGCAACGAUUGGUUUCUGCAUUGGUCCACCGAUUGCUUAAAUUACGAGGGGGUCAAGGAAAAAUACGAGUUCUUGAAAGGUCAGAGUUUCAUGUCGCAAACACGCGCCGAUCUCUGCUUCCUAAAAUUUAAUUCGACGCUCACCACAAGACUACUGGCUCUGAGCCAGCACGUCGGGCCGCCUGGAUUGUCAUUAUACUUUUCGGAGGACUGGAAAUCAAAAGAGUUUAAUAAUUCGGUCGAGGCACUAAAAGAAGAGGAAAAGCUCUAUCCGCGAUUAAAGUUUGCGGAUAAUUACGCGAACGUACCACUCGUUUCCGAGAGAUCGCCGGAAGUCCGUAAAAAUCAUCGGAAGGAUAGCAUCUUUAAGCACAAAGAUAAUAAUAUACUCGAGAUCAGCAAGUACGACUCGGACGCGGUAUACGACAAUUUUGAUGAAUUCAAGAGUCAUAAGAAACACAAUCCCGAGGACACCAUAGACAAUUUAGACGUAGAUCAAGCAUGGAAACAGGAUAACAAAUGGAUGGAAGAUGACGUCCAGCCGGAGUACGAUAAUAUAUACGAAAGUGAGAAUGGUAACAAGGAAGAGGGACAGCAAAGUAUAGAUUAUUCGCAAGGUGUGGUUCGAGAACGGAGGAAUGUCAUCGCCAUAGUUAAAGAUCUAUAUUCAAAAAAUAUUUCUCAUAAAGAAAUUAGCAAUUAUUCAGCACCUGAAUUGACGCAACAUAGUGUGCGACUGAAUCACGAGGAUAUUGACACAGAAAAAGAGAGAGGAAUGAAAGAAAUCAACGACAAAAAGACAAUUGGCUUAAAUCGAGUCAAUUUAUCGUUGAUUUUGAAUGAAGCUGAUAUAAUGAAUGUAUCAAUGCUACCAACUUCAAAAUCUCAAGAAGAAUUAUCAUCGACUGUGUUGAGCGAUAAAUCAAAUAUUGACAGGACUUCUACAACACAGAGUGCAUUAAAUAUGAGCGAAUUAACAGAAAUAAUGAGCGUAAACGCAAGUACGGAAUUACCGGAAGACACACAUACCGAAGCAUCAAAUGUUACUAAAAAUCAAAUAAUCACCGAUCAUCAAGAUGUAACUACCACUACUAAGAAAGUGAUAGAUGUGACACAGCGAAGACAGGUUUACAAGCAUAGUUUUCCAAGCAUUGUCCAAGACGCGGACGACGAUGCCAGUAUAGAAAAAGUAUUUAAACGAGAGUCAUUGAAAAAUCAAAGUAAAGGCAAGAUUAACAAAAAACGAUUGCCGAUGUCGUCGUCGAUGUCUGAUAAAGAUUUUAAGAUACGACAGAAGCGAAGAACGAAACGAAACUCUGGAACUGACGACGAUCGGUCAAGCGGUGGUAUUCAGAAGCAGGCGCCAACUGGUAUUCUGUUGCCAUCCAUCACCGAAUCCAAAGGAAAGACUUCGGUGGACUUAGUAUUCUCUACAUUCUGGUUACCAUCGUCCGACGUGUCUCUAAUUCUAUCUCAAGCUGAUCUGGAGUGUAUUCGUAAGAAGAAAACGUUAUUAGAGGAUAAACUCGAGUAUAAGAAAGACGACGACAUCAUCGGUGAAUGUUUAUCCGAGCGAGGCGUCAAUUAUAGAUUGUAUCAAGAAUCGAGGGAUAGAGAGAAUACCAAACUCGCGCUUGGUCAAAUGACAAUAUACAGGAUGAAGCUGGAAUGCGUGUGUCCGGAGGAUAUGCUACCUAAUCAAACGUGCAAACACAUUUCAACGCAUCAGAGCUGGCCAGGGUAUCUAGGCUCUUCUGGAAACGGCUAUUUUAAGCCAUUGCGUAAAUUAAAUGUUUAAAGAAACUGCAAGGUCUUGUCAAAUUAUAUAUGAAUUAUUGAGAAGACUUUUAUUAUAACACUCUCUAAUGGAGUUGUUAAUGAUUAAAAAAUUAUCAUAUACUCUCGUGCGCUAUUUGUAAAAGUAUACAGUAUAACAAUUGUAAUUCUAAUCAAUUGUUAUAAAAGCAAUUUAUAUCGAUAUUUAUAUGCAAUUUUCUUCGCGAAAUAUAAAGGAUGCAAAUAUGCGCGUUUUUGUACAUAUAAGAAUAUUGUUGCUCUCGCGUAAUUAAAACUUAUCGUUUAAUUUUGAAGGGAAUUACUAUAAUCACAUAUCUGUUAAUUAUUUACUGAUAAUUAAGUUUUUUUAAAACGCAGAUACCAAUAAAGAUACAAAUGAAAAAAUUCUUGUACGUGCCAAAGAAGAUUUUGGUAGUUUUUUUAUGUGUACAUAUAUACAUAUACUAAAAUUUAUCAUAACUUACGAUUGCAUAGAAGUUAUUAAUAUAAUUAAUGUUGAAAGUAUACGUUAUAUUAGUAUUAAUUUAAAUACAAUAAUUACGACACGCAUAUAAAUUGGAAUGUUAAUAUGAAUAUAUAAUACGUUACCACAUAUUGAUAAUCAAAGUUUAAGUAAUUGUAUAUUCCGAUGUACGUUAAUUAUACUCGAUAUAUAUAUAAAUAAUCUAUAUAGCUAACAAAAAAUAUAUUCUGGUGCUACCAAUUUAUAUAAGCAUCUUUACGUGCAUUUACUAUAAUUUAAGAAAGAGAGAAAAUUAAUGACUUAUUAUAUGAAGUUUAUGAAUAAUAUUGCUAUCCUUGAAAAUUCAUUAAUUACAUUUGCAGGAUAACGUAUGUAAACAUUUAAUCAUUGUUAAGUGUAACGCAAGUAUUCAAAGAAUAUAAAAUAUACAUUGAUCGACAAA